AAACGAGAGUCGAUGGUGUGGAAGCGACCUUGAUCACCUCCCCCCAAGAAGGCGGAAACCUGCAAGUCGGCGAAGAAAGUUAUGUAUAUUUUCUUCAUGGAUAGCCAGGGUAUGCUGUUGAAACAUGCGGUGCCAAGAUCGGCGACAGUCAACAAAGAGUACUAUCAAAAGGUUGUGCGGAGGGAUCUAACGAACGCUAUCAGGAAAAAGCGAGCAGGGUGCGACAUCGAAAAUUUAAUUUUUCAUCAAGAUAACGCUCCAGCACACCGCGCAGACGAGACACUCCUUACUAUUGACUUCUUAGGAUAUGAGCGGCUACGUCAUCCCCCUUAUAGCCCCGAUCUCGCCCCCUUAGACUUUUGUGUUUUCCCUAGACUGAAAGCAGAUUUGAGGGGUCGGAGGUUUGAUACAGAAGAUGAGAUCAAAUAUGCUGUGAGGUCCGCAAUAAGAAGUUACACUCCAGAGUGGUAUGCAGACAUUUACCGGAAGUGGGUACAGCGGCACAGGAAGUGUAUUGAACACAAUGGGGACUAUUUUGAAAAAGCAUGA
Molecule: messenger RNA, 549 nt
Organism: Ruditapes philippinarum (Manila clam)
Lineage: Eukaryota; Metazoa; Mollusca; Bivalvia; Venerida; Veneridae
Product: histone-lysine N-methyltransferase SETMAR-like
Exons: 2
Coding region: 82-549 (155 amino acids)
Molecular function (GO): nucleic acid binding
Source: RefSeq, a predicted model, not a curated record